Molecule: messenger RNA, 375 nt
Organism: Colletotrichum chrysophilum
Lineage: Eukaryota; Fungi; Ascomycota; Sordariomycetes; Glomerellales; Glomerellaceae
Exons: 1
Coding region: 1-375 (124 amino acids)
Source: RefSeq, a predicted model, not a curated record
AUGCGAAACCCAUUCAAAGCCAAGAAGCAACGUCAGACUUGGGAGGGUCGGUCGAGAGCGCUCACACUGGACGACCCCGUCUUCAAGGACUGGGACAAGGAGGAGCUCAAGUUCGAACCGAGACACCAAAAGUCGGAUGAAGAACUCGCAAAGAAAUCUGCAGCCAGCGACAGCGGCGACCCGUCCCGCCUCUCCGGCGAGCACGCUGGCUCCUACUACAAUUUCGACAGCACACUAGGCUACGCGACCGUCGCUGGCGCCUUCUCUGGUGCUGAGGCCGGGGGGCCAAGCGAUGCGGGUGCGAGCAGCAACGCGCCCGACAGUGGAGCCAGCGCUUCGGGAGGUGGGGAUCCAUCCGGCGGGUCAUCUGCAUGA